AUGACGUUGAGCUGCACAGCAAAUAAAGUCGAUAUCAUCGGUACAGUAGUCCUCGCUGCCCCCCUCACACCGGAUCCCACUGUGUUCACAAUCGGCUCUACAGGAACCAUCAUAUCUAAAUCCCAAGACUCGAUCAUGUCCUCACCGAAGACUGUUCGUUGGGGCAUCCUCGCCACGGGAGGCAUCGCUCUCACAUUCACAAGGGACCUCCUAGUCGACCCGACGACACGCGGCGUCAAGCAUCUCAAGCACACAGUCGUCGCCGCAGCAUCCUCCACCUCGGAGGCCCGCGCCAAGGACUUUUUGAAAGAGGUGGGCGCGCCUGCAGAAGCAAAGGCCUAUGGCUCGUAUGAGGAGUUUGUCAAGAAUCCAGACAUUGACGUCGUCUACAUUGCCACGCCACACUCGCACCACUACCAGAAUGCCCGGCUCUGCUUGGAGGCGGGGAAAAAUGUGCUGUGCGAGAAGUCCUUCACCGUCAACGCGGCACAGGCUCGCAAACUAGCCGAACUGGCCAGGCAGAAGAAUCUCUUCCUCAUGGAGGCAGUCUGGACACGCUACUUCCCGCUGUCAAUCUAUGUUCGCGAGCAAAUCUCGGCUGGGCGCAUUGGUCCCGUCGCCCGUGUCCUCUCCGACAACAGCAUGGCUCUCGACCCGGAGAUCAACUUCCCCGACGGGAAAAACCGCAUGGUCAACCCCGACCUGGCCGGCGGUGCGCUGCUCGAUCUCGGUAUCUAUUCUUUGACCUGGGUCUACCAGACACUCUACCACACCCAGCCCGAGGGCUCGCGACAGCCACCCAAGAUUCAGGCGUUUGUCAAGCCAUACGAGCCCACUGUUCAGGCGGAUGAGCAGAGCACCGUCAUUCUCCAGUUUCCCAGAUCAAAAGAGGCAGGUGGUGAGGCGCAUGCGGUGGCUAUGACUUCGAUCCGCAUUGCGACGGCACCGGGAGGAGAUAAAAUGGACCAGCCGUUUUGCCGUAUCCAAGGACCCAGGGGCGAGAUCCAGGUCUUUGGUCACUCAUUCCGCCCUCUGGCCGUCAAGAUCAUCUCCAAGGACGGAAGCGUCGAGUCAAAAGACUUUCCUAUUCCUGGUCCUGGAAAGGGGAGUGGUUGGUACAACGGCUUUGGUGGCUCAAUGCAGCCUGAAGGUGAGGGUCAGGGUAUGUUUUGGGAGGCUGAUGAGGCUGCUGAUGCCGUCAUCGGCGGUAGGAAAGAAGGCAGAUUUUUGGGACUCGAUGAGAGCAUUCUUAUCAUGGAGGCUAUGGAUGAAGUGAGGAGACAGGGUGGUUUGGUCUACCCUGAGAAGAUUGAGACGCUAGAAUACCCCGUCCAGUUAUAG
This is a messenger RNA of Plenodomus lingam JN3, 1341 nucleotides long. NCBI's taxonomy places the organism in Eukaryota, Fungi, Ascomycota, Dothideomycetes, Pleosporales, Leptosphaeriaceae. The record is from RefSeq and is a predicted model, not a curated record.